CAGGUAUCCGGCUGCGGUUUCCUCGCGCGGUGUUCUGCUCGAGCCCGAGUCGGUGGUUGCGCCACGGGCUCCUGAGCCGAGGCCUGGCGAGAAAGUGAGAGACGCGGCUGGACAGGCCCGACCGGAGCGCCCAGGGCCCAGGACCGCGGGCUCAGACCCGGCCUCUGAGGGGAGAGGCCGGAGAGGAGAGUCCAGCCCGGGAGCAGUCAGAGCAGGCCUGCAGAGUGGGGCUGGGGCUGCAGAGAGGCGCCGCUGACGCUUAGGAAACUGCUAGGAGGUCGUGGCGCGAGGUGGGACCCAGAUGCUGGAGGAAGGAGAGCCACCUUCUCUGGACCCUGCCCUUCCCCAAGAGGAAAGCACAGGAGAGGAAGGAAUGGUGGCUGGUCUCCUCACAGCUGGGCCCCAUGGAUUCACGCCCUUCAGCAGUGUGACUGAAGCUGUUACCCAGGAGGGGUGGAGGCACUCGGUCCCUGCUCCGAGGGACAGGUUCAAGGAGGGGAUACCAGAAAAGUCCAGAAACCUGGUCCUACUGGGACUUCCAGUUUCCCAGCCUGGCAUGAAUUCUCAGUUGGAACAGAGGGAAGGCUCAUGGGUGCUGGAGGGAGAAAGCCUAAGGAGUACCCGUCCAGACCGGAAGAUUGUCUCUGAAUCACCACCCGAGCAGGACAUUUCUGGAGAAUCAUUCCAAGACACAAGUGUAGAGAUGCCCCCUGGGGAGUCAGGUCACAAGAACAGUGAGGUGGGGAAGAGCUUCAAUCUGAGACCAGUCCUUUCUCCACAACAGAGAGUUCCUGCAGAAGUGAGGCCCCGGAAAUGGGAGAAACACACAAAGAGCUUCAGGAAGGAGACAGAGAUGAAGAAACCUCACAGAGCAAAGCCGUACACAUGUAACGACUGUGGCAAAGCCUUCAGUUACUGUUCUUCCCUUUCUCAGCAUCAGAAGAGCCAUACUGGGGAGAAGCCAUACGAGUGCCAUGAAUGUGGGAAGGCCUUCAGCCAGAGCUCGUCUCUCAUUCAGCACCAGAGGAUUCACACCGGAGAGAAGCCUUAUAGAUGCAGCGAGUGUGGGAGAGCCUUCAGCCAGAAUGCAAACCUCACAAAACACCAGCGAACUCAUACUGGAGAAAAGCCCUACAAAUGCAGUGAGUGUGAGAAAGCUUUUGGCGACUGCUCAGCCCUUGUUCAGCAUCAGAGAAUUCACACUGGAGAGAAGCCCUAUGAGUGCAGUGACUGUGGGAAGGCCUUCCGUCACAGCGCAAAUCUUACAAACCACCAGAGGACUCACACGGGGGAGAAGCCCUACAAGUGCAGUGAGUGUGGGAAGGCCUUCAGUUACUGUGCGGCAUUUAUUCAGCAUCAGAGAAUCCACACAGGGGAGAAGCCCUACAAGUGUAACGCCUGUGGGAAGGCCUUCAGCCAGAGCGCAAACCUCACGAACCACCAGAGGACUCACACUGGAGAGAAACCCUACAAGUGUGGCGAGUGUGGGAAGGCCUUCAGCCAAAGUACAAAUCUUAUAAUCCACCAAAAGACCCACACUGGGGAGAAGCCGUAUCAAUGUAAUGAAUGUGGGAAAUUCUUCAGUGAGAGCUCAGCCCUUAUUCGCCAUCACAUUAUUCAUACCGGAGAAAAACCCUACGAGUGCAGUGAGUGUGGAAAGGCCUUUAACCAGAGUUCAUCCCUCAGUCAGCAUCAGAGAACUCACACUGCUGUGAAACCCUACGGAUGUAGCGAGUGUGGGAAGGCCUUCAGGUGUAGUUCAGCCUUCAUUAGACAUCAGAGACUCCAUGCUAGAGAGUAACUGGGAACAUGACCAAGGGAUGGGGACCUGACAGGUAAACGCAGGGAGUCUGAAAGCAGCUGGAGACAUCUGACUUGGAUAGUCUCCCACCCAGAGCUGCAUGCAGCAGCAUCUCUAAUAAAUCAUCACUUUUUUACAUGUUGGAUGUG
Molecule: messenger RNA, 1950 nt
Organism: Ceratotherium simum simum (southern white rhinoceros)
Lineage: Eukaryota; Metazoa; Chordata; Mammalia; Perissodactyla; Rhinocerotidae
Gene: ZNF79
Product: zinc finger protein 79
Biological process (GO): regulation of transcription by RNA polymerase II
Cellular component (GO): nucleus
Molecular function (GO): RNA polymerase II cis-regulatory region sequence-specific DNA binding; DNA-binding transcription factor activity, RNA polymerase II-specific
Source: RefSeq, a predicted model, not a curated record